Aureobasidium namibiae CBS 147.97 is the source of this 801-nucleotide messenger RNA. RefSeq lists its product as uncharacterized. Gene Ontology annotation, cellular component: MICOS complex; mitochondrial crista junction. NCBI's taxonomy places the organism in Eukaryota, Fungi, Ascomycota, Dothideomycetes, Dothideales, Saccotheciaceae. Bases 1 to 801 code for a protein of 266 amino acids. Gene Ontology annotation, biological process: cristae formation. The transcript is spliced from 3 exons. The record is from RefSeq and is a predicted model, not a curated record.
AUGGCCUUCCAGCCCCUCCUACGGCAUCGCGCCGCGCCUGUGGCAGCCCUGACCAUGGCUUCGCUCGCUCUCUACCCUAGAACCGCCUACGCCGAGGAGCUCACCCACCACACGCGCAAACCCAUCUACGACAGCCCGCUGGCAGCCACUCCCUCCCCGGCAGCCAUCCACGACACCACCCUCCACCCGGACCCCGUCACCCCUCCCGUCCGCGACUCGCAAUCCCAAGCCUCAAAAGUGUCCGUCGAGCAAGUCGCCGCCCGCGUCCUCGGCCAACCCGCCUCUCCCACCCCUACCCAGCGCCUCGCCGAUCAGAUCAAGCGCGCCCGCGUCUUCCUGCACGCCCAAGCCGUCAAGGCCGAAAACAACAUCGACUCGGGUCUCACCAAAGCUCUGAACCUCGAGCACUCCUUCAUCUCCACAUUGCAGUCUCUUGCUCCCCCCAGAGAGAGCGGUGAGCGUUUGCUCCCCGGUGGCAUCUACGUCUUGGUUGCUGCAAUGGCCGGCAGCAUUGUUGCUCGCAACCGCAACAUUUUGCUGCGUGGUAUUGUUCCCGUGGCUACUGGUGUUGGUGCCUCGUAUGCUGUUUUGCCUAUCACCACUCGCAAUGUCGGCGAUUUGAUCUGGAAGUACGAGGAAAAGUACCCCGUGGUCCGUGAUAACCAUAUCCGUGUCCGUGAUGGUGUUUCGCACUUCAUCGAGACUGGAAAGGCACACUCGCAGAUGGGUUACUACCAGGCUGUUGACAAGGUCCAGGGCGUGCGUGAGGCUGUUGAGCAGUGGGUUGCAAAGGGCAAAUAG